Emericellopsis atlantica is the source of this 4122-nucleotide messenger RNA. RefSeq lists its product as uncharacterized. Gene Ontology annotation, biological process: rDNA heterochromatin formation; regulation of transcription by RNA polymerase II; silent mating-type cassette heterochromatin formation. The record is from RefSeq and is a predicted model, not a curated record. NCBI's taxonomy places the organism in Eukaryota, Fungi, Ascomycota, Sordariomycetes, Hypocreales, Bionectriaceae. The coding region runs from base 1 to 4122 and encodes 1373 amino acids. Gene Ontology annotation, molecular function: zinc ion binding. The transcript is spliced from 2 exons.
AUGGCGUCGCCUAUGCCGACCCAAUCUUCGACUGGCUGGAGCAACCAAGGGCAGGCGAUGCCUCCAUCACAGAAUAGUGGUGACGAUUCGGGCGUUCAAAUUCGUCCCGUCGGUCUCAAGGUGCUAUACAAGUUCAAUCACGAUGACAGGUUCGACUGCCUUGCGAGACCAAGCCAGACGUUCAGUCUGCAAACAAUAGCCUUGGAUGAGAGAACGACGAUUGGCGUGGUUGAUUUACGGACAUGCAUUCAGGCGGUCAUCGACUGUAGCCCAGAGCUGCCUGGGAGGGAAUGCGACUUCACGAUAUACGCACACGAUUAUUCGGAACCGGACACUCCUCUCGUCGGCCAGGGCAUGCUCUCGACGGCGCUUCAAUCCUUGCAGCAGGACUCGAAUGCGCAGCCCAAGAUGGUGACAGGGCUCCUGACGAAGAACAAAUUGGGCCUUUUGAUGGGAAAUGCCAACAAGGAAACUCUGGAAGUCAAAAUCAAGUUCACAGAGACACCCAGGCCGCAGCAACAGCAACCGGUCCAGUAUCACCCUCUGCCGCAAAACCCAAGUCAACAGUCGAAUCAAUCACAGAGUCAGCACGAGGCAUAUCACCCAGCGAACAAGCCUCUUGAUCGAUCGUUGACGCCUACUGGCGCCGCUGAGUGGAAUUCGUUUGUGCAAGCGAACCCUCAGCUCGGUCAAUCAACUCAUUUCUCAGCGGCUGUACCUCAGCCACGAGGACGACCACCGCACUCAAGAACGAACUCGUUUUCCCACUCGCCUCUGCCACAAUUACAACCUCAACCCUCGUUCGAAAGUCACACUAGACCGGGGACGGGGAAUCUCAAGAUUGCCCCAGCACCCGCCGAGAGCGAAGCCUCAUCAAGGCCCAUCGAAGCAAAUGCUGGUCCAGUCUCGCGACCCUCUAGUAGGGCAUCCAACAAGGCCCCGCCCAAGCCAAGAGGCCGGACAGGCAGGCCUCGAGGACGACCACCGCGCAACAAGAAACCAGUGGAGGGCAAUACGUCUGGGUGCGAGGAAGCAACAGAAGGUGAAGACGGACCUGCGAAGAAACGCGCCAAGACGACAAAGGUGGAUAUGGUCACUGGAAACCCUUUUGGCAGUGAGCCAGACUCUCUCAGGGUAGCUGCGAGCACUUCGGGGUCAUUGCGCAACUUCCGGCCGAUUGCGCAACGCGGGAGCGAAGGUCCUACUGGGCCAAGCCACUUGCAAGAGAUUCCCAGGGCGCCUACACCGGUACCCAUGGGGCCUUUACGCGGAGGCAAAGGUGCCAAGAAGACUGCUCCUUCACAGUCAGCAAUAGGACGUGAAGCUUCUGUACCGCAGCUUUCUCCACGGGGCCAGAGACUUCGACAGAUAUCCCCUGGCCAGGAUGAUGGGCGCUCGCCAGACUCGAUUGCGGAGACUGCAGUGCAAACGCCAGCCUUUUCGGAAACCAGUCCACCUGAUAUUCGCUCUUCGCCGCCUGUUCCUCGCACUCAGUCUUUUUUGCAGUCGAGUCCCCCGCCCUCGAGCCCGGUGCUCCCACCGAUGCCCAUGGAGCCGUCCCAAAAUGAGGGUCCGGGGGACGCAGAUGACGUGCUCAGCGAACAUAAAUCGCAACCCCAGACUGCGAGACAGAGGAAGCGGAAGCCGAGGGUUCCAAAGGGCACACUGGGUGGGCCGAGACCUGCCGCUCAGAUCCCUUAUCAGGUGUUUCGCAUGGAGGACGGGCCGGAUGGAAGCCAAGACAUGGUGCACGUUUGCAACUAUGGGACACCCGAGCCAACAUCGGCCCCGGCAGUGCCGCCAUCUGAUGGCCUGCCACAGCCAGCAGUUCACGCUGCCAAGGCCAUCACUGCUGCCCGCACUCGUCAGACUGACGCCUCGAAGAAUGCCCAAGCGCUGCCGAUGGGCCCAACUCCGCCUAACACUACGGAUGCCAUCGAGAAACCAACAAGUCCACCGCUGCCGAUAGAUCAGGACCAGCCCGCCGCGCAACACGAGCCUGCCAACCCUACGCCUGACCUGGCCUUCCAGUCGCAACCAAGUCAGAGUGAGGCGCAGCAGCCCUACUUCACCCGUUUACCAGACGCAGAGCUCGGAGCGUCAACCAAAGAUGUGCAACCACAAGUGCCCAGCCUCUUGCCGAGCGUUGAACAUGCUUCCAAUGAAACAGCCCUUGCCACGAAUCCGGCCACAUCUACCGAGCAGGCUGCUCGUGAGCCAGUCCCUGUGGUUGGUACAGACGCCCAGCCCAUGCCUCCACAGGAAACUGCUCCUACAUCGACAGCACCGAAGCCAAGAACCAAAGCACCACCAAAGCCGAGAAAACUGGCCAGGUCACAGUCGGCAGGCAAUCUGGGGUUACCGAAUGUGCCUGCGAGUGAACCUGUGGGACCUUCAAGCCUGUCGCAAUCGAUAACCGGCGAGAGUGAUCAGGUCCUCUCAGUCGGCGACCCUUCAACUCUACGCAGAGCAAAGUCAUCUGGUCCCACUGAUGUCCCAGUGCCAGCAAGCGAUCCUGCUGGUCCCGCAUCAACCCAAGCCGCAAUGACACCAUCAUUUGCGCUCGCGCUUCCUGAAAUCCCGCCUUCAACGGCAGAUGGUGCGACCUCGUCGCAGGAGGAGAAGACCAAUAAGAAUCUCGUGAAGAAGACGGCUAUCAAGCAGAGACUGGAGGCCGCCAUUCGCAAGGGCGAAAUGCCGCCGUAUUGCAGCAACUGUGGCGCUAUCGAGACCCCGACAUGGCGCAAGAUUUAUGGUCAGAACUACGAGGGAUUGGUGGCCCCUCACCACAAUCCCGAAGAGUACUCGUCUAAGCCUGGAAUGGUAACGACGGUUGAUGUGGUCCGCGCCGCGACUGAGGGAAAGGCUGGACUCUACCGUGUCAUCAAGAAGAAUCUUGGUCCGAAUGACGACAAGUCGGCAUGGCAUGAACUUUUGCUGUGUAAUCCCUGCGGCAUCUGGCUUGGCAAGACCUUCAAGCUUCGACCUCAGAACCGAUGGGAGGGCGACGCUGCUCGCCUGGGACAGAAGAGAAAGAAGAAGUCAUCUUGUGACGUAGUCAACUCUCGCCCGGUCAAAUCCCGUACCAAGAGCGACGGGCUGAUGAUGCCGACGUCUGAAGCAUGCUUCCCAACUACGGAUGCCAUUGGACCCGACGACUUCUGGUCGCCCUCGGCCGGGAUGACAGAUCAAAUGACCAUCGACCCAGCGCUGGUAAGAGAGCGUACGGCAGACAGCAUGACGCAGAGUUUCGACGCGGAAGCUACGCUUGAGCCGCGAUCUACCCAUUCGACUGCGACGGAAACUGCCAAAAGCCUCACGCAAACGGAGGCUGCUAUGGAUGCGGCGAUGGGCACGACUAAGCGACUCCUGUUUCCCUCCCCACGAAAGGACCAGCCGUCCAUGGCUCUGGGUGAAGUGGACAUUAACAUUGUGCAGACUGUUUCCGAACACCGUCUCGCGAAGGACAGUCCGCUCCAAAAGGAGAACCUCACGGCGACGACGACGCCUAGGGCUAGCGAAAGCUUUGACGACUUGGAGGACUUGUUCAGAAGCCCUUUGCCCCCUCGCCCAACAACGCCGUUAAAUAACGGCAAAGCAGCGGCUCCCACGACACCAUUCAAAACACCGACGCGGGCGACGUCAAGUCACAGGCCGAUCACUAGGAGUGUAUCGCGGUCUAUCAAGUCGAAAGAGACGAUGCUGGCGUCGCCCUCGCUCACCUUCAAAAGAACGCCUUCCCGGACCCCAAGCAAGCCAGUGCUAGACGACAUGGCGUUACUGGCGACGCUGAGCAAGCAAGCACACGAUGGGUGUGAAGGCAACGCUAUGGACUUUGACGAGAGCAUCUUCGAUACGCCACUGUGCCGCGCUGUCAACCAGAUGCUGUCCGAAUCCAACUUUGGGAUGCAUGAUGAUGACGGAAUGGACCUGAUCGACGUCGACAUGAACGCGCCGGACUGGGCCAGCUUCAAUACCAUCUUCAGCACAGAUGCGCCUCUGCCCAGUUCGCCGCCCAUGAAGGCCUUUCCAGGCCAGGUGGAUCUGAGCUUUGAGGCACAGGCACAAAUGUCCGAGCCUUGGAGCAUGGACCAGAUGGAUGAUGCCGAGGAUGAUGCUUAG